AUGAGGGGUCUGGUAUCCUUAUUGCCACUACUGGCUGCGGCCAGUGUUGGAGCCCUGCCUGCCUCAGGAAAUGCGUCUUCUGGAACGGCUGCGGCGACAUUCGCCAAGACGGACGGUCUGUUCUUUAACAUUGAUGGAGAGACCAAGUACUAUGCCGGAACGAACUGCUAUUGGUGUGGCUUCUUGACAUCAGACGAGGACGUCGACAAGGUUUUCUCGGAUAUGGCUGCAGCCGACCUCAAGGUCAUACGAGUUUGGGGGUUCAACGACGUGAACAAGAUUCCCGAGGAUGGAACCGUGUACUACCAGUACUUGACUGCAAAUGGAUCAGAGAUCAACACGGGCUCAAAUGGCCUUGAGCGACUGGACGCCGUCGUUUCCGCUGCCGAAACACACGGGCUGAAGUUGAUUAUCAACUUUGUGAACAACUGGAGCGACUAUGGAGGCAUUGCGGCCUAUGUGUCUGCCUUCGGUGGAUCAGCUACGACGUGGUUCACCGACGAGACCUCUCAGGCUCAGUACCAGAAGUACAUUGAUGCGGUUGUCAGCCGAUACAAAGAAUCGACCACAGUCUUUGCUUGGGAGCUAGCCAACGAGCCGAGAUGCAGCGGAUGCGAUGGGUCCGUUAUUUACAACUGGGCCAAGACUACCUCAGAAUACAUCAAGUCUCUGGAUUCAAACCACAUGGUCACGAUUGGAGAUGAGGGCUUCGGACCCGUGGCCGGAGGUGAUGGCAGCUACCCGUUCACAACAUCAGCGGGUGGUUAUACUUGGGCCGACAAUAUGAACAUCACCACUCUGGACUUCGCUACCUUCCACCUGUAUCCCGACAGCUGGGGCCAACCUUAUGAGUGGGGGAGCCUUUGGGUGUCGACUCACGGUGAUGCCUGCGCAGCUGCUGGUAAGCCAUGCCUAAUGGAAGAAUACGGCGGUGAGAACAACUGCACCAUCGAGAACCCGUGGCAAAAGACUGCUCUCAACACCUCCGGAAUUGCUGCCGAUCUCUUCUGGCAAUAUGGCGACACUCUCCCUAGCACUGGGAGCCAAACUUCCCAGGACGGCAACACUGUGUUCUAUAAAGAGGGCAACUGGGACUGCAUGGUCACUGAUCAUGUCAAUGCUAUCAAUGCUCUCUACCCCUGA
This is a messenger RNA of Diaporthe citri, 1143 nucleotides long. RefSeq lists its product as uncharacterized. Lineage: Eukaryota; Fungi; Ascomycota; Sordariomycetes; Diaporthales; Diaporthaceae. The transcript has 3 exons. The coding region runs from base 1 to 1143 and encodes 380 amino acids. The record is from RefSeq and is a predicted model, not a curated record. Gene Ontology annotation, molecular function: hydrolase activity, hydrolyzing O-glycosyl compounds.